UCUAAGAGGAGCGUUUGCGUGUUCGUUGUGCAAUCAAAUGUAUUCGGGCGAAGUAGUGUGUUUGUGUGUAGUGUAUUGCUACCUAAGUGAAAAAAAAUUAUUUACGAUGUAGUGUUCACGCAGGCUGUUCUAAAUGAACAGAGUUAAAAUGAUCCAUCAAUUUUAAUUUAAAGAUAAACUGCGUGAUCUCCUGUUGAAUUAUUGUUUUCUUAUCAGUUGGUAUAAGUAGAAACUAACAUCUACUUGCUCCGUUUCCGAUGGCUUGGCAAUAUAUUUUGUUAUAAGCGGUAAAAUCUGUGAUUCUGCAUAUCAUUUGUUCAAGUGAAGACAAAAGUAUUAUUCUGAAAUAAGUUUGAGCUCUAUGUACACAAUGGCAGAAAACUCUGAAAAUAAGACUGAAGAUUUAAUUGAUCUUGAUAUUGAUUCAUCUAUCUUGUUAGCAUAUGAACUUGAAAAAUUGAAUUUAGCAAGUAUUCCAAGUGACAUAGCUGAAUCAUUGAAUUCUCUGGAAAAAAAGGAAUCUCACGAAACUGGAACUCAAGAUGAUUUUCAUGUUAUAAAACUAGAAGAUAACACUUAUGCACUGAAACAAGAGGCUGCUGCCUGUACUAUGAAAGAUAAUCAUAAUGCAAGCAAUCUGAAAAAAGAAAAUGAAAAUCAUAGUCUCUCUUCUGUUGAAAUUAACAUUGAUUCAUUAGUUCUUGAAUACUCUUCAGAUGAAUUAUGUAAUGAAUCAGAAAAAAGUUCUAAAGAUGUGAAAUCAUUUUGUGAUACAUAUGAUUCAUUGAUCUCUAAAGAAGGUAAAAAUGUAAACAUUAAAACUGAAUUGAAUGUAAAUGAAGUCAUAAAUGAUGAUAUAAAUAAUUUGUUAAAUGACUUAGUGAUAUUACACGUAAAUGAUGGUGAAAAGCCUGAUUUGCGAGAGAUAUCAGAUGUAAAUGAUGAAAAGUCUGAUUUGCAAGAGAUAUCAAAUAUAAAUGAUGUCGAAAAGUCUGAUUUGCGAGAGAUAUCAGGUGUAAAUGAUGAGGAAAAGUCUGAUUUGCGAGAAAGAGCACCUCUACGAACACGAAGACAUUUGCCUAAUCGACAAAACAGAGGUCAACUCAAUUUGUACAAUAUUUCUGACUUUGACCACAGUACACUGCUCCACUUGUCUUUUGGAAGUGUGAAAGAUAACAGUUUGUCAAAUGAAAACCUCAAUUCUUAUGUGACAUUUGACUUUUCUCAGAGUUACGAAACAGAUGGUCAGUUUGGUGAUCAAAAUAUCAGUAGUCCAGAAAGUGGUUACGUUCCUUCUCCGGCAAGCACUUUUUCCGACAGCGAUGCCAGCUAUUACCAACCGGAUUUUAUCGAUGAGGAAAUUGUUAUUGACGGUCUGUUAGAACUCGGUGUUAAUGAUCUUGAAAAUAAAUGUAACACUGUAGAUAAUAAAACAGACACAAUUGAAGAAAUAAAGAACUUUUUGAAAGAUACAGAUUCAAGUAAGCAUUCAAAAGAUAUUUCUGAACCUAACAUUAAUGAAAUACAGAAAGAAUUAUCAUUAGUAAGAAAUGAAUCAAAGCAAAGCAUAUUGAAAACUGAAGUAAAAAACCAUAUUGUUAAACAUGCUGAUAUAGCUCCCAGACCUUUACCCUGUGAAGCAAAAAUAGCUCUCCGUUCUUCUUUAAAUAAAGAAAAGUAUCUUAAUGAACAAUCCAAACUAUUAAGGAGAAUCCAAGAUGAAGAACUAAAAGGAAAAGAUGUAAAAGUAAUAUAUGUUCUGGAAGAAAAAGAAAUAAAUAAGCCAAAACAGCAAACAAAUUUGCAUUUGGCUGUUAUAAAUUGGAACAUUGAAGAAAUAUAUAAUAUAGUGGAAUUUCACAAAAAGUACAAGAAUCCAUAUUCACAUAUAAAUAAUAGAGAUGCAUUUGGCAAGACUGCCUUGGACUAUGCCUUAGAAAAUUCAGAGAAGCCAAAUAUGCGAGAGGUAGUAAAAUACCUCAUAGAAAACACUGCACAGAAAUCCAUAGAAGUAUGAAAGAACAAUGUGAAUAAUGUUUUUCUGUGAAAAUGAUGUCAAACUGUAUAAAACUAUAAAGUUUUUUAAACACGCGAAUAUUUUUAUAAAAUGUUAUCAUUUGUAAUAUCAUAUCAUUUGUGUAUCAAGUGAUAUCAAAUAUGUUUCUAUGCAUUAUUCUGCUGACAAGUGCAAUUUUUGUACAUAUGCCUGGUAUAAUUUUUAAUAAUAGUGCAAAAUGCAACGCAGAAAAAUGAGUAAUGCAGUGUUAUGCAAGAACUAUUAAAGAAAAAGGCCAGUGAUUGAUUUUUUAGUGUAUAGGAAGUGAAAAUAAAGCAAAAUUUUUCUGUAAAAGCUGGCAUUAUUUCAUGUUAAGAAUUUAUUUUAAAAUACUGAUUGUGACCUGUUAGUUUACUACAAUGCUGUGAUAAAAUAUUAGAAAUUGACACAUCAAAGCAAUUUUUUUCCCCCAUUAUUUCUUGAUUCUAUAAAACUUUGCUAAACUCUUUUUAUUCUGCAGAGUUUAAAAUUAUAAUGAGAUAUUAUUCUCUCUGUUAUUUAAAUUAAAUUUUUAUUAAAGAUAGGACUGAAGUUACUCGUAUUUUUGCACAGUAUUUUUAUGUGCUAGCUUUUAACUUUUGUGUUACAGAUAUUGUAGCAUCACAUUGUUCAUAUUUUUGUGUUUAAUGCUUUUUUAAUAUGAAAUACAUGAUAUUCAGAAAAGAUUGUUGUAGACUUUUAACUACUGAUCCUAGACGUGAAUUUGCAAUUUCAGUUUCUUAAAAUAAGGUAGAUAAUUUUUUGAAAAUAAUUUAUUGCUGUGGAAGAUUCUGAAUAAAUAAAUAAAUAAAUAAAUAAAAAUUCAUCUUGUUUGAUUCUUACAAAACAGUAUACUAAGUUACACAGUUAUUUUUAAAUUUGAUUAAAAAAUAUAUCUACAUCUUUAUGUGCAGAUUUUGUAGAGACCUAAAUGAUAAUUUAGAAGUCAAACAACAAAAAUCACCAUUAUAUUUUCAAUGACUUCUAAACGAAUACUUGUUUGGCAUGUUAUUGUAUCUUAUCUUAGGAGAUACUUUCAGAGUAUGGCUGUGUUAACUAUGAAUACUAUUUCAUCCCAAAAUGACAUCUUUAACCGCUAAAAACAAGCAAGUUUUGUAUUGUAAUUGAUCUCUCAAUCCUCCUUAAUUCAGAUUCAGUCUUCCUUAUCUGUAGUUCAAAUUGAUAUGCCAUAUCUGUCAGCUCUCUCGUUUUUUCUGCAUACCUCCCAAUAGAUCACCGAAUCUCUUGAAUUUUAAUCAUUUUCCCAGCAAUAAACUUAUUAAUUAAUGAAAUUUUAAUUUUGUUUUGCAUCAAUAUAUAAUAUUAGUAAGUUCAUAUCUACACAAUAGUAUGUACAUGAAUUAUUGCAUUUAUUAUCAUCGUAUUUAAAGCACUUUGAUAAAUAAAAACUUUUUUUCAGUGCUUCAGAAUUUUGUAGCAUAAAAGUAUAAAAAAAUUACAAAACUAAAUUACUAAAGAGUAUAAAAUCUAUAAUAUAUAAUUACAUAUUAAUAUAUUUUACUUAAUAGACAUAUCAUAAAUUGUUCAGUAACUCAUACAUUAUAAAUAAAUUUAAGUCAGUUUAGGGUUCUUUUGAAGGAGAGGCCAUAUAAUGUAAAAACUUCCAUUUUUUUUUUUUUUUUUUUUCUUCAAUGUUAGCAGAGAAAAAUGUUGUUAAAUUUGUUCUUGAAUCUCUGUAGUUUUGCAUAUAAAUGUGUGAUUUUUAUUUUUCCGUCAAAAGAUAAUGAAUAUUUUAUUAAUUGUAAUGCAACCGUACAGGAAUCGUGUAAAACGAUUCCCGUACAAUUGCAUUCCUGUACAAUUUUUACUGAACUGAAUUGCUCACAUUGUUGAAACUGUUUUAAUAAAAUUUUGUACAUACUUUUUUCAAAGUUUUGGCAUUAGAAUUACAUGUAGAACAAUAAUGCUUUAAUAUGUGAGUAUAUGUGAUCCCCUUUCCCAGAUUACUGUUGUACAGUUAAAUAUUCAUAAUUAUUGUGAUCCCUAGUUUCUUCAAGUGUUCUGAAUAUUUUAGAACCUGGAUAUAGGAUAAUGGUUGGUAGAAGCAGGCUACAUUUGCUGAGCAUAAGCAGGGAUGUUUGUAAUAUUCUUGGGGAAGAGGCACUUUAAAUAAUCAGAAAUCCAUAAGUCCUCUUUGAAAGAUGAUAAAAUUCCCAGAUUCUGUCUCCUCAAUCAAAAUCGGGACUGUCUGAUUUACAUCAAAAGUAUAAUCUUGGUCUAAAUAUUUAAGUAUGGCUGUUUUUGUUGUAAUAUGAGUUUGUAAAUUUUACACUUUGCUUUUGUCAUAUCUAGUAUUCAAUUAUUAGUUAUGAAUUCUGUGCAUAUGAUCCUUUGUAAUUACAAUACUUUGUUCAGCUGUGUAUUGUAUCCUUAUUUCUUAUUAAAUAUGUUUAUAUAUGUUAGUUUCCAUUAUUCUAUACCUGAAAUUUGUUAUACUUGCAUAUAUAUAUGAAGCAUGAAAAAUGUUUUAAAAUAGGAAAAAGCAAGAAAUUAAGGAUAAUUUCUUGCUUGAAUAUUAUUAAUUUAGUUUAAUUGAAUUUGAAUUAAGUAAAAGAAAUAUCACUUUUAUAAUAAUGUUAAUUUAUACUCUUCCCCAAUAUUUGUGAAAAACUGCUCCCCCUUUUUUUUGUAGUACAUAGUUACUAUCUUGUGUACAAAAUUUCAUUGUGUUUGUUGUUAAAAAUAUUGAUGAUUAAUCAUUGACUCAUACAUUGAAUUGUUGACACAUAUGAAUUAAAAAUUAUUUGUUUACUUUAUAAUUUUAUAGCCACUGAUGUCCAAAAUGGAAAUGUUAAUAAAUAUAUAUAUUUUUGAGAA
Molecule: messenger RNA, 4873 nt
Organism: Stegodyphus dumicola
Lineage: Eukaryota; Metazoa; Arthropoda; Arachnida; Araneae; Eresidae
Source: RefSeq, a predicted model, not a curated record